Messenger RNA from Gastrolobium bilobum, 3643 nucleotides. Its product is annotated as auxin response factor 8-like. Lineage: Eukaryota; Viridiplantae; Streptophyta; Magnoliopsida; Fabales; Fabaceae. Bases 635 to 3166 code for a protein of 843 amino acids. Gene Ontology annotation, cellular component: nucleus. The transcript is spliced from 14 exons. Gene Ontology annotation, molecular function: protein binding; DNA binding. The record is from RefSeq and is a predicted model, not a curated record. Gene Ontology annotation, biological process: response to hormone; regulation of DNA-templated transcription.
UGUGCAUUUCAAACCCAAAAAUCCUCACUUGGGUCUCAAUCCGAAAGUGAUAGGCCACAAAAGAGAGCCUUUACUUCAACAGUCACUUGUGGCCGCUUCAUUCAUAUUGAUAUUCAUGCUUUCUUUCCCUUGUGUUCCUUUCAUGGCGAUCUCGAACAACGUGCCACCCUUGUUGUUGUUGUAGCUUGUCAGUUGUCUCCAAUUGGGUUCCACUUCUGGCUCAUGAUGGCUAUGGGUUUGCUUGAUAUUUUACAAAACAACGGGCCCUGCUUUUUCUUACUACCAGAUUCUUCUAAUCCCACCUACCCCUUUUGCUGCUGUUCAGGGUUAAUUCUUUUCUGGGUCUAUGCUGUGGUGGGGUUCUGAGUUCUCUCUUCUCUUCUCUUCAUGUUGUAACUCCUGGAUCCCCUCCUACUAGUUUUGGGGGUUCUCUUUGAUAUUUGAAGUUGGUUUUUUUUUUUUUUUUUUUUUUUUGUGGGCAUGGAUUGCAUUGGCAAGUCGGAGGGAGAUGUGGGGGAAUGCAAUAAUGGCUUUGAGCUAAUUGAGGAUUGGGGCUCUGAGCUAGGGUUCCACGUGUUUCUGUGAUUGCUAAAUACUGUGUCUUCAAAAGGAGGAAAAAAGGGUAAAGCUUGAUAUGAAGCUUUCAACAUCAGGGUUGGGUCAGCAGGGACAUGAAGGGGAGAAGAAAUGUUUGAAUUCUGAGCUAUGGCAUGCAUGCGCGGGUCCCUUGGUGUCCCUACCAACUGCAGGGACUCGUGUGGUUUACUUCCCUCAGGGUCAUAGCGAGCAGGUUGCUGCCACAACUAACAGAGAAAUUGAUGGGCACAUACCCAAUUACCCGAGCUUGCCACCCCAGUUGAUUUGCCAACUUCACAACGUUACAAUGCAUGCAGAUGUUGAAACAGAUGAAGUUUAUGCUCAAAUGACACUGCAGCCAUUGACUCCGCAAGAGCAGAAGGAUACGUUUCUUCCUAUGGAAUUGGGCAUUCCAAGUAAGCAGCCCUCAAAUUAUUUUUGCAAGACAUUAACUGCAAGUGACACCAGCACACAUGGAGGGUUCUCUGUUCCUCGUCGUGCAGCUGAAAAAGUUUUCCCUCCACUGGAUUUUUCGCAGCAGCCACCUGCCCAAGAACUAAUUGCUAGGGAUCUCCAUGAUGUUGAGUGGAAGUUUCGACAUAUUUUUCGGGGACAGCCAAAACGACACCUUCUUACAACGGGGUGGAGUGUAUUUGUUAGUGCCAAAAGACUCGUGGCUGGAGAUUCUGUGCUUUUCAUAUGGAAUGAAAAGAAUCAGCUACUUUUGGGAAUACGUCGUGCCAAUCGACCACAAACUGUUUUGCCAUCAUCAGUUCUAUCCAGUGAUAGUAUGCACAUUGGCCUUCUUGCAGCUGCUGCCCAUGCUGCAGCAACUAAUAGCUGUUUUACUGUGUUCUAUAAUCCAAGGGCUAGUCCAUCUGAGUUUGUCAUACCACUUUCAAAAUAUAUCAAAGCUGUGUACCAUACACGUGUUUCUGUUGGUAUGCGUUUCAGGAUGCUUUUUGAGACUGAAGAAUCAAGUGUCCGCAGGUACAUGGGUACAAUAACUGGCAUAUGUGACCUGGAUCCUGUUCGUUGGCCGAAUUCUCAUUGGCGAUCUGUUAAGGUUGGUUGGGAUGAAUCAACAGCCGGAGAGAGACAGCCACGGGUAUCUUUAUGGGAAAUUGAACCUUUAACAACAUUUCCAAUGUAUCCAUCACUAUUUCCCCUCAGAUUGAAACGCCCAUGGCAUCCUGGCACCUCAUCUUUUCAUGAUGGCAGAGAUGAAGCAACUAAUGGGCUAAUGUGGCUGAGAGGUGGACCUGGAGACCAAGGACUCAAUUCCCUGAAUUUUCAAGGUGCUGGUUUGUUGCCCUGGAUGCAGCAGAGACUGGAUCCAACUUUGCUUGGAAAUGAUCAUAAUCAGCAGCAGUACCAAGCCAUGUUGGCUGCUGGUUUGCAGAACCUAGGGAGUGGAGAUCUCUUGAGGCAACAAAUGAUGAAUUUUCAACAGCCUUUCAAUUAUCUUCAACAAUCAGGAAACCCCAAUCCUCCUCUGCAACUUCAGCAGCAGCAAGCAAUCCAGCAAUCCGUAUCUUCUAAUAUCCUGCAGCCACAAGCCCAAGUAUUGGCAGAGAACCUGUCUCAGCACCUCCUUCAUAAAUCACACAACAAUCGAGAAGACCAAACACAACAGCAGCAGCACACUUAUCAAGAUACGCUUUUAAUUCAAAAUGAUCAGCUCCAUCAGAGGCAACACUCUAGCUUGCCUUCACCAUCAUAUUCAAAACCAGAUUUCUUAGAUUCAAGCUUAAAGUUCUCUGCUUCAGUUUCGCCAGGGCAAAACAUGCUUGGUUCACUUUGUCCAGAGGGGAGUGGCAAUCUCUUGAAUUUAUCCAGAAGUGGUCAGUCCAUGCUGACUGAACAGUUACCCCAACCAUCAUGGGCCCCAAAGUAUUCAUCUUUGCAGGUCAAUGCCUUUGGCAACUCAAUGUCAAAUGUGCAAUAUUCCGGAAAAGAUACUGCAAUGGUUCCACCACAUUGUAACUCAGAUAACCAAAAUCCUACUAUAUUCGGUGUCAAUAUCGAUUCAUCUGGCCUUCUGCUCCCUACCACUGUCCCUCGUUAUGCUACUGCAUCAGCCGAUACUGAUGCAUCAACGAUGUCAUUAGGGGAGUCUGGAUUCCAGGGUCCUCUAUAUGCUUGCAUGCAAGAUUCAUCAGAGUUGUUGCAAAGUGCAGGGCAAGAUGACCCCCAAAACCAGACACGAACAUAUGUCAAGGUUUACAAAGCAGGUUCAGUAGGGCGCUCACUUGACAUCUCCCGGUUCAGCAGCUAUCAUGAACUGCGAGAGGAGUUGGCUCAGAUGUUUGGAAUUGAGGGUAAAUUUGAAGACCCUCUUAGAUCAGGCUGGCAGCUUGUAUUUGUCGACAGGGAGAAUGAUGUUCUUCUCCUUGGAGACGAUCCGUGGGAAUCAUUCGUCAAUAAUGUUUGGUAUAUCAAAAUACUUUCACCAGAAGAAAUGCAGAAAAUGGGAGAACAAGCCAUAGAAUCCCUUGGUCCAAGUUCAGGAGAAAGGCUGAACAGCACUGGUGCAGAAUCUCAUGACAUUGUUUCUGGACUACCAUCAAUAGGCUCACUUGAAUACUGAGAUAAUUUGAAAAUGUAUUCCAUCAGGUCCCACGGUCAAGAUGACUUCUGCAUGUUUAUUACUUCUGUUUGAACACUACCUAUCGACCUACCUUGCAUAUCUGAAUAUAAUAUUCUGUAUUGUCUGUUCCACUUUCGCCAUUGUUAUUAUUUCUAUGAGGACUGUUGAGAUUCUUAAAAAGAAAAUUAUGAUGAGAAACUUAGGACAUAUUCUUGUGCCAAUUUGUAACGUGUGUAUGUACUGAAAGCUGGAAAUAUAGUGCUACUGCAGUUGUAGCAUUUGAUUUACCGCUUGCAUGAACUGUACACUAGAAAGAAAUCUAGAGAAUGCUGUAUUUAUGCGCAUAUUUUCACGCUUACCAAUGGUGACAUUGCUUACAAGUUUAGUGGUUGAACUUUCACCUCACUGUAGGAAUUCACUAAUUAUUUCAAUUGCCGCUAGUAUUUACCAUUUAGUUGUGGCAGCUUCUCAAACGAU